GGGCAGUGGUCGCUGCCAUCGGAGCAAUUGGAUUUGGCGACACGUCAAGCGGCAUUGCUGCACUGCAAUACGGAAAACUUAACGGAUAUGAUGAGCUGUUUGCACUCGAAACAUUACCUCGAAUAUGCCAAUACGCUGCCGCAUAUGUUCGAAUUUGGACGCAAUAAUCCGCUGAUAUUGUGGAAACCAGUCAUCGAACCGGACUAUGGCCAGGAGCGCUUUCUCACAGAGGAUCCUGUUUGGUCCUAUCAAAAUGGCAACUUUAUGAAAAUACCCAUCAUAACUGGCAUGACGAAGGAUGAAUUCGCGGGACAGGCCAUAUCAAUUCUUGAGAAUCCCCGCUUAUUAAAGACAUUGGCGCAUAAUUUCGAGGCUGUAGCGCCGGUAUGCUUCCUUUACGACCCAGAUAGCCCACGUGCGCAAAACAUUAGCAUGGAAUUGAAAUUUGCAUAUUUCGGCAAAGAGUCGUUGGAAUAUGCAGGCACUCUGCAACCUUUGGUGGAUCUCUUCGCUGAUGCCCUAACUGGUUUUGCAAUACAUCGCUUUGUGCAUUUAGCGGCGCGCUCUACCAAAGUCUACUACUACCGCUUCAGCUAUCAAGGACAGCGCAGUCAUAUUUAUUAUCCCACAGAUAAACCUUUUGGUGUUGUGCAUCAUGACGAUCUGAUGUAUUUGUUUGUCGAACCAUCGGUGAGCCGCAUGUUUACGGAGGAUGAUCGCGAAAUCAAAAUCGUCGAUAAAUUAACCAGAAUGUUUACAGCAUUCGCCUAUAAAGGUGAUCCCAAUAAGCAGAGCGAUGACAAGUUACGCCAUAUACGCUGGCGUGCUUUUAGCUUUAAGCGUCAACACUACUUGGAUAUUGGCGAGGAAAUCGUGCUUCGAGAGGGUCUAAAUAUGCCACGCUAUGAAAUUUGGAAGCGCUUGUUUCCACUCAAUUGGAAGCGUCAAAGCAAACACGAUCUCUUGGAUUAUGAAUAGAUUGUAAGUGGCGUUUCACCCGAUCCGGUCGCCGGUUAAGCAGCAGUUGGUUUGCCGGCUCAUGUGAAAGCUCCAAUAGCUACACAUACACUUUGUGCCGGAAAACCGGCUGCCAGUUAAGCGAAAACCGGAGCUUGUGAAACCAUAUUAAGUUAAGAAGAAUAAUACAACGUUAAUUUUAAAUGUCAAGUUAUACUUUAAC
Messenger RNA from Rhagoletis zephyria (snowberry fruit fly), 1180 nucleotides. RefSeq names its product esterase S-like. Lineage: Eukaryota; Metazoa; Arthropoda; Insecta; Diptera; Tephritidae. The record is from RefSeq and is a predicted model, not a curated record.